Sycon ciliatum is the source of this 2978-nucleotide messenger RNA. RefSeq names its product WD repeat-containing protein 13-like. The record is from RefSeq and is a predicted model, not a curated record. NCBI's taxonomy places the organism in Eukaryota, Metazoa, Porifera, Calcarea, Leucosolenida, Sycettidae. The transcript is spliced from 11 exons. Gene Ontology annotation, molecular function: protein binding; promoter-specific chromatin binding. Gene Ontology annotation, cellular component: nucleus. Bases 761 to 1969 code for a protein of 402 amino acids.
GUGACUCCGACUGUCGAAGAUAACCUCUGCGAACCUGCUUUUCUGCACUCUGAUCUGCUGUCGACUUGUUGACUCGACUGCCCUCUGUUCGUGGCCAUUCAUUCCAAUCGUGUUCUGGAACGACCAUUGGAACGCGAUUUUGUAGGUAGGUUGGUGGCACUGGCACCAUCAUCGACUACUGUGUUCUCAGUUUAACGUUUCACCUUGGCCUAUGACUAGCUCGCCGGCUGCUGUGCUUAGCAAGAAAGGGGUGCCAGCACUUCCGCUAGCCACCCCCGACAGUAGCAGCCAGUCGAGUUGUUGAGCUGGGGCUGUGCUCAGUUUGGGAUUCCAUGGUCUGUUGUUGAUCUUCUGUGUACGUUCCAUCGAUCGGUGUCGAUUCUCCAAUACUAGCUGGCAACACAGGUGCACAAGAAAUCACUGAGUCUAUGCUCUGUAGAACUAUCAGCUCACGAAGCGCAGUGUAUUAUUAUUUUUAUUUUUUGAAGGACUGCUCCAAAGUCUGGAAGUGAAAGACGUACAACGACGUGCACUGGAAACUGCUCGCAUCGCGUGCGCACAGCAGGUCUUCCGCCGAUUUGCUCGCUGCCUGGCCCUACCCUAGCCCUCUCGAGAUCUCCACUGACUGUGAUCCCUAACACACGAGCCGACUCGAGGGUUGUUGUUCAACAAGAAUCAAGCCGUGUGUCGAUCUAGCGCUGUUGUCGUCUUGGCCUGACGCAUCACUGAGGCAGCUCUGGAGUCCCCUUUGAAAGCGGCAAUGAGCGUCGACGUUUCUGAUGCAGUAGCCUAUGGCGAAGCGAAUGAGAGCUGCCGUCACAGCAUGGACUCGCUAACAGGCAGUGCCUCGUUCGUCAAAGGUCAUCACCGCACAACAUCGUCAGCCAGCGGGGGUUAUCUCGCUCCUCCUGCUGAGGCCGGUCAAGAAGGUUUGGUGCCAACAGCUAAUGCCCAGGCCAGCAGGAAAAUGGCAGGUGACACGUCGCUGAUUGAGAACUACGAAUUCCAGGGAAUGUACCAUAUAUUUGAUCACCAUCGAGGUGCAGUGACCGCUCUGAAGUUUGGUCAUGACGAUCGCACGAGGCUAGCCAUAAGCUCGACUGACGGCACGCUAACGAUAUGUCGCCUGGAGCCUAUUCCAGCGUCGGUUGAACACACUCUGUUGGGUCACACCAAGGGUGUUACAGAUUUUGACUGGUCUCAGUCGAACGACUUCAUUAUCUCUUCGUCUCUAGAUUGCACUGUUCGGUUAUGGAACACGGAGAGCGGUUCUUGCUUGCGUAGCAUAUCACUAGGUGCCGAGGUCUACUGCUGUCGCUUCCAGCCCAGUAACAACAACAUGUUUGUGUGCGGCACGGCAAAAUGCCAGCUGCAUGUCUUCAAUGUUUCCACUGGCAAGUCGUACAAGGGCAGUGGUGGAAAGACGAAUGGUCCCGUGUCUUGUGUGUCGUUUGAUCGCAAUGGUGAGGUGGUGUGGGCUGGCGAUGCAAAGGGAUUCUUAUACUGCUUCUGUUUCCACAUUGCAACGGGCAGAAUGCAGAAAACCAAGAGGACAUUGGUGUCGCUUGGCAAUCAGAUCACCUCCAUUUCAUCACGUAGCUGGAUGAGUCGUGAAGCAAGGGAUCCCUCACUGCUUGUCAAUAGUAUGCAGAAUGGCCUGCUUCUCUUCAGAAUAAACCCGGAUGACUCGCUGGUGUUGAAAAGACAGUUCUCAAUUAAGCACAGCAAGGAAACUAUCCGCAGUAUCUUCUGUCCACUGAUGUCAUUCAGACAAGGAGCCUGUGUCGUAAGCGGCAGUGAAGAUCUUAGUGUGUACUUCUACAAUGUGGAUGAGGUGCAAAAGCCCAUGGUCAACAAACUCCAAGGUCACUCCGCUGCAGUCAUUGCUGUCUCAUUCAACUACAACGAGUCCUUACUGGCGUCUGGUGAUUCUUCGGGUACUGUAAUUGUUUGGAAUCGGCAAGAAUAGUCACUUGGCUGCUGUGACUCACACUACAUGCCAUUGCAGUCUGGCACAGAAACACGACUGUAAGCUCUAAACCGGCUCUCUUCUGCCUCCAAGCAUGGGUAUACGUGAUAGGCAGCACUAGUUGCUUGCAAUCCACAGUUUUGCAGUGCAAGUAAAGUAGUUGUUUUCACUACUCAUCUACUGUCUGUCCUAUUUACUCACCUCCUCCUGUCCUAUCGUUGAAAAGUACUUUUGGUCUUAUCUGCAGCCUAAACAAAUUGUUUAGAACAUUUAGAUUUCUCCAAACUCCUUAGUAGUAUUAGUAGUAACGUGGACUGCCAUGAUGUUGCUGCUGACAGUGCGUGCAGGCUUGGAAUACUGUGCUUCGCCUCGCUUUCCUUGUGAAGCGUGUGUUCUUGUCUAGUGCAUCAUCUUGAAUUUAUACCUACUGUCCGCCAUAUCUCCUAUGUACUCCUUAUCGCCCUGGUCAAAUAUUUUCUACAUGAUGAUGAUAUCUAAGUACUGUAUUCAUUUUGUGUGGUGUAAUCACACAACGUUUCACUGUUUGCUGCUGUCCUUUCGGAACUGUAUCUCGUGAACAACCUUUUCUUUAGCUCGUCCAGUGCUUUCAUACCCGUGUAUGUGUACAAUUUGUUUGUUUGCCAAACGAAAAGUAAGUCAUCACUCCCAUUGUUUGUAAGUGUAUCCAUAGCCACAGGAAUCAUGUCACCUGUACCCCUUGUCUUUCUCUCUCUCUAUUCUGAUUCUAUUGUUUAGAGCUCUUCAUUAUUUUUUUAGUAGUAUAGUUGCAGUACUGAAUUUGCGCAUAUUGUGAGCGUAUCAUUUUCUAUUGUGAAGUAGUUUUUCUUCUCUGAUGUACAUUUCCCUAUGACUGGUUACUCUCACUGUCCCUUCCCCCUGUUGUAUAGAUACUGUACUCAGCCCCCCACUUGUACAUAUUAUUAUGACGUGUUACUAUUUCUGUUGGCCGGCCAUUUUUUCAAUAUCACACUCCAAUUGGAGAAUAAGA